AUGGCUUUUCCCCCAUUCCUCAUGCUUCCCCUCCUCGACCAAAACACCCAAGAAAUCAAUGGCCUCUCUCUCUACAGCCUCAAAGACAAGAAACCCCUCAACCUCGGAUUCCUCGAAAACCUCAGAAACCCCCAAUGCGUGGGCUCUUCCCACCCCCAAUGCGUGGGCUCUUCCCACGGCUGGCUAGCUUUCUUGGACGAAAAAGCAAACCCUUUUCUCCUCAACCCCUUCACCAAAGCCCUAAUCCAUCUCCCUCCAAAACCAUCCAAGAUUUCCAAACUAAUCCUCUCCAGAAACCCCUCCUCCCAUCCCAACACCUACGCCGCCGUCGCCAUGCACAUGAAUUUCCGGUUAGAAACAAACCUCUCCUUCUGCAGAAACGGAGACGCCGCGUGGAGGCUCCUCGACGGCCAAGGCAAGACCUACUACGACGUCGUCUGCUGCAGCGAGACGAACACCCUCUUCGCGCUGGCUCCGGGCCCCCGCGUCGAAUCAUGGGACCUGAACGAAGCUUCUCCGAAGAAGACGAUGAUAAUCGAAGGAUCUUGUCCGAGAAUGCUGCAGCUGGCCCUGAAAAACUUCCCGGUCGAUCUCUACUCUUCGCAGUGGUACCUUGCGCUGUCCCCGGCGGGGGAGAUAUUCAUGGCCGUGAGGUACAUCGGGGAGUUUGUGAAUGGCGACGGGGAGGCGGUGUACGAGGGCGACACGCUCACGGACUACAUGGCGGCGCCGCUGGUGUGCCCGUACAGAACGGCGGGGUUUCGCGUGUUUAGGGUUGAUGCGGGGCGGAGGGAGUGGGUUGAUGUCGACUGCCUCGAUGAAUUUGCGCUGUUUUUGGGCGGGAAUGAGUCGGUGAUGGUGCCGGCCGCGGGCGCGGGGUUGAAGAGGAGCGCUAUUUAUUUCACGGAUGAUUAUUGGGAGAGGAUUGAUGAAGACUACAGCUAUGGAGGGCAUGAUUUGGGAGUUUUCAGCAUGGGAGAUGGCACUAUUGAAACCGUUUUUGAUUUUGAGGAGGACAAGAUUGAGCUGCCGCCGUUUUGGAUCACUCUUCCUCGCGAUGAAUACCAAUACUGA
Salvia miltiorrhiza (redroot sage) is the source of this 1074-nucleotide messenger RNA. RefSeq names its product putative F-box protein At5g55150. Lineage: Eukaryota; Viridiplantae; Streptophyta; Magnoliopsida; Lamiales; Lamiaceae. The transcript has a single exon. The record is from RefSeq and is a predicted model, not a curated record. Bases 1 to 1074 code for a protein of 357 amino acids.